Durotheca rogersii is the source of this 1051-nucleotide messenger RNA. Its product is annotated as zinc-binding ribosomal protein. The transcript is spliced from 4 exons. Gene Ontology annotation, biological process: translation. The record is from RefSeq and is a predicted model, not a curated record. The coding region runs from base 150 to 470 and encodes 106 amino acids. Gene Ontology annotation, molecular function: structural constituent of ribosome. Lineage: Eukaryota; Fungi; Ascomycota; Sordariomycetes; Xylariales; Xylariaceae. Gene Ontology annotation, cellular component: cytosolic large ribosomal subunit; ribosome.
CCAUCGCGCACACAUCUUCAAUUCCACGCAAAAAUCCAUUUUUGACGACCGACCGUAGGGAUAUACGGAAAGCUCUACGAGACAACUCUACAGCACCCAGCCGCCGACACCUUUUUCAGGCAGCGCGAUUUCGACAAACAUCCGUCAAAAUGGUCAACAUCCCCAAGACCCGAAAGACCUAUUGCAAAGGCAAGGACUGCCGGAAGCACACCCAGCACAAGGUCACCCAGUACAAGGCCGGCAAGGCCUCGCUGUUCGCGCAAGGAAAGAGGCGUUACGACCGAAAGCAGUCCGGUUACGGUGGUCAGACCAAGCCCGUGUUCCACAAGAAGGCCAAGACGACGAAGAAGGUCGUGCUGCGGUUGGAAUGCGUCUCCUGCAAGACUAAGAUGCAACUGGCGCUGAAACGAUGCAAGCACUUCGAACUCGGUGGUGACAAGAAGACGAAGGGUGCCGCUCUUGUGUUCUAAGCACACACACGCGCGCGCGCACGCGCAGAAUUUCAUCAUCAUACAUACUCUCGGUUAUUGCACGUUCUUCAUUCCAUGGCAAAAGGGUGGUCCAUUAUACGGCCGGGCAUACAACUGGCGACGGGAGUCUUUGAUGCUCGGUAUUCGAGCACGCAUAUAGGUUAAUAGAACCUAAAUCUGCUCCGCUGAACUUCUCCGCCUUUGCCGUGCGUGAUGAAUUGCAAGGAUCCGGGAAGGGCGGGAGGGCGGUUUUGGUAUCCGUGUUCUCGUUCCGUGGUCAAGACCACGCUGUCUCCGUAGCGGUAGGUUAAUACUCGAUAUCUACGCGCCAGGUCGGUCAUCGUACAUGUUCCUACUACGGGUGUGCUGAGAAGCCGUCUACAAAUGUGGAGUUUGAUGAAAAACAGCUCUUGGUGUGAGAUAGCGCAGAUCGUUUCGAUGCCGACCCCUGACGGAAUCGUGAGCAUUAUGAUGUAUUAUUCCGCCCGGGAACUGUGCGCCCUCAUCUUCGUCUCCAAGGCGAGAUCUAAUCCAGCCACCAUAAUUAGCAUGAUAGCAUGACAACUUUGAAGCGAACUAAA